AUGCUCGAUCUCAAGCGUCUCUUUCGACGCAUCGCGCGACCAGAAGCCCGUGCGGCAAGCGAGCUCUCCCCCAUCUACCGCACCAGUGUGCGCCGGUCGUGGAUAUCCGCCCUCGCGCGCGCGCCCAACAUACGCUCGGCUCGUAAAAACAAGGCGAGGCAGCCCGGGAAGCGGAAGGAGCCUCUGAGGCCUACGGAGUCGAUGAUGGUCGCCGUUCCCAGUGUAGAAGCGCCACGGACGUCUAGCGGGCCAGGCGAAUCGUCGACGUUGUCAGGAGGUGAGGCGUGGAACCGGAGUAUGGCUAAUCGGUGGAUAUAUGGUCCUGGGGCGUUGGGGUCAGCGAGCUGCUCAUCGGAGAGGUCUUUGGAGGUGUUCAUUCCAGCACGCAGAGUAACUACGAGGAUGCUCUCAGAAUACCCGAACGAGCGGAUGGACAUUGCUAGUAUCUCUAGGUAUUCCGGCUUCGACCAACCUAUGGGCAUCAAGUGGAAAGAUGUCUUGCGGAAAUGA
Molecule: messenger RNA, 510 nt
Organism: Fomitopsis serialis
Lineage: Eukaryota; Fungi; Basidiomycota; Agaricomycetes; Polyporales; Fomitopsidaceae
Exons: 8
Coding region: 1-510 (169 amino acids)
Source: RefSeq, a predicted model, not a curated record